CCGCGGCCAGACAUCAGCAAUCUAUCGGGGAGCGGGGUCGGCGCGGCGUGCGUGACGGCGGCCCGGGGCCCUCGGCGAAGAGGGGCCGGCAGCGCGUUUCCAGGUCACGGGGUCGGGCUCCCAGAGCUGUAGCAAGCAGCGGCACGAGGAGGACGAUGGCGGACAAGCUGUACCGGGUCGAGUAUGCCAAGAGCGGGCGCGCCUCUUGCAAGAAAUGCGGCGAGAGCAUCCCCAAGGACUCGCUCCGGAUGGCCAUCAUGGUGCAGUCACCCAUGUUCGAUGGAAAGGUGCCGCACUGGUACCACUUCCCCUGCUUCUGGAAGGUUGGCCACUCCAUCCAGCAGCCUGACGUCGAGGUAGACGGGUUCUUGGAGCUACGCUGGGACGACCAGCAGAAAAUCAAGAAGACAGCGGAGGCUGGAGGCGUGACAGGCAAAGGCCCAGGUGGAGCUGGUGGCAAAGCUGAGAAGAUGCUGGGGGACUUUGCAGCCGAGUACGCCAAGUCGAGCAGAAGCACGUGCAAGGGCUGCAUGGAGAAGAUUGAAAAGGGUGAGGUGCGCCUGUCCAAGAAAAUGGUGGACCCAGAGAAGCCGCAACUGGGCAUGAUCGACCGCUGGUACCACCCAAACUGCUUUGUGAACAAGAGGGAGAUGCUGGGGUUCCGGCCCGAGUACAGUGCGAGCCAGCUCAAGGGGUUCAACCUCCUCAAGCCAGAGGACAAGGAGACCCUGAAGCAGCAGCUCCCGGCAGUAAAGGGUGAAGGAAAGAGAAAAGGCGAUGAGGUGGAUGGGCUAGAGGAGGUGGCCAAGAAGAAAUCGAAGAAGGAAAAAGACAAGGACAGGAAGCUGGAAAAGGCCCUUAAGGCCCAGAGUGACCUGAUCUGGAACAUCAAGGAUGAGCUGAAGCGGGUGUGUUCCAACAGUGAACUGAGGGAACUGCUCAACUGCAACGAUCAGCUCGUGCGCGCCGGAGACGCAGCAGAGAGUGCACUCCUGGACCGCGUGGCAGACGGCAUGGUUUUUGGGGCGCUCCUACCCUGCAAAGAGUGCUCAGGCCAGCUGGUCAUCAAGAGCGAUGCCUAUUAUUGCACCGGCAACAUCACUGCCUGGACCAAGUGUCCGGUCAAGACGCAGACACCCAGCCGGAAGGACUGGGUGACUCCGGAGGAAUUCCGAGAAAUUGCCCAUCUCAAGAAACUGAAGAUCAAGAGGCAGGAUCGGAUCUUUCCCCCCGAAGCCCCCACUCCUGCCGUGGCAGCAGCACCCCCACUCUGCGAGGCCGCAGCCCCGGCCCCGGCCCCAGUAGAGCCUGUGAACUCAACUCCACAAGAUAAGCCCUUGAACAAUAUGAAGAUUCUGACACUCGGAAAACUGUCCCAGAACAAGGAGGACGUGAAGGCCACCAUUGAGAAACUGGGGGGCAAGGUGACGGGCACCGCCAACAAGGCCUCCCUCUGUAUCAGCACAAAGAAGGAAGUGGACAAGAUGAGCAAGAAGAUGGAGGAGGUGAGGGAGGCCAACAUCCGGGUGGUGUCUGAGGAUUUCCUCCAGGAUGUCUCGGCCUCCACCAAGAGCCUUCAGGAGUUGCUCUCUGCCCACAUCUUGUCCCCUUGGGGGGCUGAGGUGAAGGCAGAGCCCAUCGAAGUCCCUGCCCCGAAAGGAAAGUCAGGGACUGCACAGUCCAAGAAGAGCAAGGGCUCCAUCAAGGAGGAAGGAGUCAACAAGUCUGAGAAAAGAAUGAAGUUGACUCUGAAGGGUGGGGCCGCAGUGGAUCCAGAUUCUGGUCUGGAGCACUCGGCGCAUGUGCUGGAGAAGAAUGGCAAAGUGUUCAGUGCCACCCUGGGCCUGGUGGAUAUCGUCAAAGGCACCAACUCCUACUACAAGCUGCAGCUCCUGGAGGACGACAAGGAGAACAGGUACUGGAUAUUCAGGUCCUGGGGCCGUGUGGGCACCGUGAUUGGCAGCAACAAACUGGAGGAGAUGUCAUCCAAGAAGGAUGCCCUUGAACAUUUUAUAAAUAUAUAUGAAGAGAAAACUGGGAACAGCUGGCAUUCCAAAGACUUCAAAAAGUAUCCCAAAAAGUUCUACCCUCUGGAGAUUGACUAUGGUCAGGAUGAGGAGGCGGUGAAGAAGCUAACCGUGAAUACUGGUACCAAGUCGAAGCUGCCCGAGCCAGUGCAGAAGCUCAUUCAGAUGAUCUUUGACAUAGAGAGCAUGAAGAAGGCCAUGGUGGAGUACGAGAUUGACCUUCAGAAGAUGCCCUUGGGGAAGCUGAGCAAAAGGCAGAUCCAGGCUGCGUACUCCAUCCUCAGUGAGAUCCAGCAGGCUGUGUCCCAGGGGAGCAGCGACUCCCAGAUCCUGGACCUCUCCAAUCGCUUCUACACCCUCAUCCCCCAUGACUUCGGCAUGAAGAAGCCGCCUCUCCUGAACAACGCGGACAGUGUGCAGGCCAAGGUGGAAAUGCUGGACAACCUACUGGACAUCGAGGUAGCCUACAGCCUGCUCCGGGCCAGCUCUGAUGACACGGACAAGGACCCCAUUGACAUCAACUACGAGAAGCUUAAAACUGACAUCAAGGUGGUGGAUAAAGACUCUGAGGAAGCCCAGACCAUCAGGGCGUACGUCAAGAACACACACGCGACCACGCACAAUGCCUAUGACCUGGAAGUCCUGGAUAUAUUCAAGAUCGAGCGGGAAGGUGAGAACCAGCGCUACAAGCCCUUCAAGCAGCUUCAUAACCGGAAGCUGCUGUGGCACGGUUCCAGGACCACCAACUUCGCGGGCAUCCUGUCGCAGGGUCUGCGGAUUGCCCCGCCGGAAGCCCCUGUGACAGGCUACAUGUUCGGUAAAGGAAUCUAUUUCGCUGACAUGGUCUCCAAGAGCGCUAACUACUGCCACACGUCUCAGGGAGACCCCGUCGGUUUGAUCCUGCUGGGAGAAGUCGCCCUUGGAAAUAUGUAUGAGCUGAAGCACUCUUUGCACAUCAGCAAGUUACCCAAGGGCAAGCACAGUGUCAAAGGUUUGGGCAAAACAACCCCUGAUCCUUCGGCCAGUAUUACCAUGGACGGGGUCGAGGUGCCCCUGGGUUCCGGCGUUUCCUCUGGUGUUAACGACACCUGCCUUCUGUAUAAUGAGUACAUCAUCUACGAUAUCGCUCAGGUAAAUUUGAAGUAUCUACUGAAGCUGAAAUUCAAUUAUAAGACGUCCCUGUGGUGAACAGAGCCGCAGCCUGUGUGACACAGACUCGCCUGGGCCUCCAUGCGGCCUCUCCCCAGGGGAGACUCCAGCCAGGCAGCGGAGGGGACAGACAAGCAACUCAAGUCUCCUUCCAGGGGUUUGACACUGUCACACGAUCACAUGUUCAAUGAUUGCCCAGCUCUCCAAGUUGGGUUUUGGGGGUGGGGGUGGUUCGGGGUUUUUUUUUUCCUGCCAGCUGUGACCCUGGUAGGUGCAACUGACAAUAGACGUGAAGUUGGGCAGUGGUGGUUUCGGUUGUUUUCAGUUUUUUUCCCUUGUGUUCCACCAUUAGUUUUAAUUUUGGAGAAAUGUUAAGCCUUUAUUUUCAGGUUAAUAAAAACUAAUUUCAUACUA
Sorex fumeus (smoky shrew) is the source of this 3590-nucleotide messenger RNA. It is a transcript of the gene PARP1, whose product is annotated as poly(ADP-ribose) polymerase 1. Gene Ontology annotation, molecular function: NAD binding; zinc ion binding; NAD+ poly-ADP-ribosyltransferase activity. Gene Ontology annotation, cellular component: nucleus. The transcript is spliced from 23 exons. NCBI's taxonomy places the organism in Eukaryota, Metazoa, Chordata, Mammalia, Eulipotyphla, Soricidae. The record is from RefSeq and is a predicted model, not a curated record. Bases 156 to 3215 code for a protein of 1019 amino acids.